AUGGCAUCACUAUCCAGCCAACAGCCAUCAAAGACGGCUAUGCGUGCUGGUGGGGGUUCCAAUACUUCUCGUGGAAACCGAAACUCAGGCGGGCAAACUGUUAAAUUUGCAAGACGAACUUCGAGUGGGAGGUAUGUCAGUUUGUCAAGAGAAGACAUUGAUAUAUCUGGAGAAAUAUUAGGAGACUACAUGAACUACUCAGUGCACCUUCCUCCCACACCUGACAACCAGCCAAUGGACUCAGAGGUCAGUCACCCUCAAAUGGCAGGAGACAAAGGCACUGCAUGUUCUAUGCCUACUUGUGAUGGCACGGUUAUGAAGGAUGAGAGAGGAGCUGAUGCAAUCCCCUGUGAUUGUAGGUUCACCAUUUGCAGAGAUUGCUACAUGGAUGCCCAAAGAGAAAAUGGUCUAUGUCCAGGUUGCAAGGAGCCUUACAAGGUGGGGGAUUAUGAGGAUGAUGCACCAGAUUUUUCAAGUAGAGAAUUGCAAUUGUCAGCCCCAGACAGCUUAAAAAGGGAUGCUAAUAACAUGUCUAUGAUGAAGAGGAAUCAAAUGGGAGAAUUUGAUAACAACCCGUGGUUGUUUGAGACAAAGGGUACUUACGGGGUUGGUAAUGCUUUUUGGCCCCAAGAUGACACAUACGGGCAUGAAAAGGAUGAAAGAUUCAAGGGAGAUAUGAUGGAAUCAAUGGAUAGGCCUUGGAAGCCCUUAAGUAGGAAAUUGCCAAUCUCAGCAGGCAUCAUUAGCCCUUACAGGCUAUUGAUUUUGGUUCGUCUGGUGGUGCUAUGUUUCUUCUUGCAAUGGAGGAUAAAACAUCCAAACCAGGAUGCAGUGUGGUUGUGGUUCAUGUCAGUGGUGUGUGAGAUAUGGUUUGCCUUCUCUUGGAUCCUCGACCAAGUUCCCAAGCUCUGCCCCAUCAACCGUUCAACCGACCUUCAGGUCCUUCAUGACAAGUUUGACACACCAUCACCAUCAAAUCCCACUGGCUGCUCAGACCUUCCUGGUGUAGACCUAUUUGUCUCCACUGCUGAUCCUGAAAAAGAACCACCUCUAGUCACUGCCAACACUAUCCUUUCAAUUCUAGCUGUUGAUUACCCUGUAGAGAAGCUUGCAUGUUACAUUUCUGAUGAUGGAGGUGCCCUUCUCACCUUUGAGGCUAUGGCUGAGGCUGCAGGUUUUGCUGAUUUAUGGGUUCCAUUCUGUAGAAAACAUGAUAUCGAGCCAAGAAAUCCUGAAAGCUACUUCAGCUUGAAAGUUGAUCCAACCAGGAACAAGUGUAGACCUGAUUUUGUAAAGGAUAGGAGGAAGAUCAAGAGGGAAUAUGAUGAGUUCAAAGUAAGAAUUAAUGGGCUCCCAGACUCAAUUAGGAGGAGAUCAGAUGCAUUCAAUGCUAGGGAGGAAAUGAAGAUGUUGAAGCUCAUGAGAGAGAGCGGGCCUGACCUUUCAGAGCCAUUGAAGGUCCAGAAAGCCACUUGGAUGGCAGAUGCUACCUAUUGGCCUGGCACAUGGGUUGUCCCUGCCAGUGAACACUCCAAAGGUGACCAUGCAGGAAUUCUUCAGGUGAUGCUGAAGCCCCCAAGAAAUGAGCCAUUAAUGGGAGGGGUAGACGAUAAUAUGAUAGACUUUACAGAUGUGGACAUACGGCUCCCCAUGUUUGUAUAUGUAUCACGUGAGAAGCGGCCAGGCUAUGAUCAUAACAAGAAAGCCGGUGCCAUGAACGCCUUGGUAAGAACAUCAGCCAUUUUGUCCAAUGGCCCAUUUAUUCUCAACCUUGACUGUGACCACUACAUCUACAACUGCAAAGCUAUUCGUGAAGGAAUGUGCUUCAUGAUGGACCGAGGUGGUGAGGACAUUUGCUACAUUCAAUUCCCACAAAGAUUUGAAGGCAUUGAUCCUUCUGACCGGUAUGCCAAUCAUAAUACAGUCUUCUUUGAUGGCAACAUGCGAGCCCUCGAUGGUGUCCAGGGCCCAGUUUAUGUGGGAACAGGCUGCAUGUUUAGACGGUUUGCACUGUAUGGUUUUGACCCUCCACAAGUAGACAAGAUUGGCAAUAAGACCGAGUCAGAGACAGAGACUCAAGCUUUGAAGUCGACAGAGUUGGAUCCUGAGCUGGAGUUGAAUCUACUUCCCAAGCGUUUUGGAAAUUCUACAAGACUUGCGGAAUCCAUUCCAAUAGCUGAGUACCAAGGUCGCCCCCUUGCCGAUCAUUCAGGUAUCAAGUAUGGCCGACCUCCUGGUGCUCUUAGAGUCCCACGUGAGCCACUUGAUGCUGCUAUGGUUGCCGAGGCUGUCUCGGUCAUAUCUUGUUGGUAUGAGGACAAGACGGAAUGGGGUGACCGGGUGGGUUGGAUUUACGGUUCAGUGACUGAAGACGUGGUGACAGGCUAUCGAAUGCACAACCGUGGGUGGCGGUCCAUCUACUGCAUCACCAAGCGUGAUGCAUUCCGUGGUUCAGCACCAAUUAACCUCACUGAUAGACUACACCAAGUGCUUCGCUGGGCCACUGGCUCUGUUGAGAUUUUCUUCUCUAGAAACAAUGCCUUGCUUGGCUCUAAGCGCCUCAAGUUUCUCCAGCGUAUGGCUUACCUAAACGUUGGCAUUUACCCUUUCACCUCUGUGUUCCUUAUUGUCUAUUGCUUCCUUCCUGCACUCUCACUUUUCUCUGGACAAUUCAUUGUCCAAACUCUAAAUGUCACCUUCUUAGUCUACCUGCUCAUUAUAACAAUAUGCCUCGUCACGCUGGCAAUUCUCGAGGUAAAAUGGUCUGGUGUGGGAUUGGAAGAGUGGUGGAGGAAUGAACAGUUUUGGCUUAUUUCUGGAACCAGUUCUCACUUGGCUGCUGUGGUUCAAGGCCUUCUCAAAGUCAUUGCAGGCAUAGAAAUCUCUUUCACAUUGACUUCAAAGUCAGGGGGAGAGGACAUUGAUGAUAUUUAUGCAGAUUUGUACCAUGUCAAGUGGACCUCAUUGAUGAUUCCUCCUAUUGUUAUUGCCAUGUUGAAUAUAGUCGGUAUUGCUGUUGCAUUUUCAAGGACGAUUUAUAGCAGUACCCCCGAGUGGAGUAAGUUUGUUGGAGGAGCAUUUUUUAGCUUCUGGGUGUUGGCUCAUUUGUAUCCUUUUGCCAAGGGUUUGAUGGGAAGGAGAGGGAAGACACCAACUAUUGUGUUUGUUUGGUCGGGUCUCAUCGCAAUAACGCUUUCCUUGCUAUGGAUUGCCAUUAGCCCACCCAAGUGAGGCACAACACAAAACACUGGAGGAGGUUUUCAAUUCCCAUGAGUGCAAAAAUGAUGUGUUGGGUUGGGUUUCAUGUGUCAUGAAAAGAAGAUUAUGGAGAUCAAAAAUACAUAUAUGAAGAAAGGCUUGAGAUGAGAGGAGUUAUCAGUUGAUUUAUUGAUGUAGGGAAGUGAAGCAU
Molecule: messenger RNA, 3409 nt
Organism: Quercus lobata
Lineage: Eukaryota; Viridiplantae; Streptophyta; Magnoliopsida; Fagales; Fagaceae
Gene: CSLD4
Product: cellulose synthase like D4
Exons: 6
Coding region: 1-3231 (1076 amino acids)
Biological process (GO): cellulose biosynthetic process
Cellular component (GO): membrane
Molecular function (GO): cellulose synthase (UDP-forming) activity
Source: RefSeq, a predicted model, not a curated record